Molecule: messenger RNA, 3621 nt
Organism: Pecten maximus
Lineage: Eukaryota; Metazoa; Mollusca; Bivalvia; Pectinida; Pectinidae
Product: L-proline trans-4-hydroxylase-like
Exons: 10
Coding region: 485-1330 (281 amino acids)
Source: RefSeq, a predicted model, not a curated record
UCUCGAAAACAUGAUAAAACGUGAUAUGAUAACCUGUCAGAACAUGUGGCCAUGAGUUAUAUUAUGUCAUAUACAGAUAACUGAGCAUUUUCUACGUCACAAGACCAUCUUCACAAUGGACUGUCCUGCAAUAUAUAAUAAUUAUAAUUCAUUAAUGCCAUCAUGAUAAUCAGCAUAGGACAACAAACCGAUUGCCAAAUAAUGUAUUUCAGUGAGGCUGUCGAUAAAGUGAGCUAAUGACCCUUCUUGUUCAGAUGCUAGAUCAUUAUCAUCAGGGACGACCAACUGAUGUGGUAUUCGGAGUUCUAUGGGGCUUGUUCAUUCCGGAAAAUUGAGCGUGAAACUGUUCGUUGAUGAUAAAUCAACUAAUCUUACAUCAGACGAUGACAAGGCCAUCUUCGAGAACACAUUUAAAAAAUAGCACACCGAGAUUUAAAAUGAUGAAAUAUCACCCAAAAUAAGUGUGUAUUAAACAACAACGACUAUGGCGGAAUUUGACUUCAAAAACUCUGAUGCGUUGGAUGACAUCAAAACGAAAUACGACGAGCAUGGAUAUAUCGUAAUGAGAAAUAUUUUCAACAAGGCGGAAAUCUCCAGGAUAAGAAGUGCUUUUGGUAAUCCAAACGGUGUAAUGAAACAUCAAUACAAGAUACCCUCAGGUGGUGGUCGGGAUAUCACAUUAAGUUUAUGGAACAAUCCGGGGGAUGACGUCACAGGAAUGGUUGCUCGCAGUGAAAAGAUAGUCAACAUUUGUGAAAAUCUUUUAGGCGGUGAAUUAUUCCAUUUCCAUGCUAAGGCAAUAUUGAAAGAACCGUCUGUUGGUGGACAGUUCGUGUGGCACCAGGAUUACGGAUACUGGUACAAACAGGGAUUUCCAUACCCGGAUAUGAUGACGGUUUCGAUAGCAGUUGACGAAAAUACCAAAGAAAAUGGCUGCUUGCAGGUUUUACGAGGAUCCCACAAAUGUGGUCGGUUAGAUCACGGAUUUUACGAGGGCGAACAAAUGGCAGAUCCUGCGAGAAUAUCAAAACUGAAAGAGAAACUUCAACUUGAAUAUAUUGAAUUAAAUCAAGGGGACGCUGUAUUCUUCCAUUCCAAUUUGCUACACAGCAGUGGCAACAACACGAGUUCCAAACAAAGACUGGCAUACGCAAUCGCUUAUUCCGCGGCUUAUAAUGAUGCUUUAGCCAAACAUCCGUUUGCCUACUACAAUCCUAUACAAAAGGUGGCUGAUAGUGCUAUAGCAGAAUGUGAAAAUGAAGAGGAUUUGACAGGGAAAGUUUUUCUGAAUCCGAAGAACGAUGUGACUGUUCGAGUUAAACCAGAAUAGUGAACAAUUAGAAUGUUCGAGAUUAAUACCUGACAAUGAGAUACAAAUGUAUACAAUAAUUACUCUAAAGCCGUGAUCACUCAGCUAUGAUUUUCAUUUUUUUUUCUCGUUUGGUCAACUGCAAUAUUUCAAAAUAUGCUACUCUAAAUAAAAGCGUUUAAACAUUGAUCCAUAUUUUAUGUUUUCACGUGUCUGAACAUUUUAAUGCUCCCUAGUGAUCACUUGUCGGCAUUUACAAAUAGGUACAGUUGUACCAACUUUUGUGGAACAUUUAUCCAUGUACAUCAUUAGCGUUUUAAGGUUGAAAGAUAAAAUUUGAUUUGUGCAAUGUUUGCUACGAAUUUUUAAAUAUGUUUGGAAUACUUGGAAGGAAAAUCAUGACAACGCAUGUUCUUUUAUCAACAUUCUUCCAUAAAUCAUAAUACAUGUACUCAGACAUGGGAUGGAAAGUAACGAAUGGUUGUAAAUACACACAUAGUAUCAUCAUAUUCUGGAACAUUUUCUUCCGGUUGGUAAAGUAAAUAUUAUAGAAGUUAUAUGACACAACCAAUGUGAACAAAGUUCGAAAAUAGUGUGACGAACAAAGCGUAGCCGAUUCGACUAAAGUAGAUCAAACCAUCUCGUACACUUAGAUUCUAUUUCAUUUUUACCACAUCGUCACACUUUUAAGUUGGUGUCAAUAUGAUCAUGAUAAAGACAAAGCAUCCUUCAGAGUAGACUCUUUUACCAUUUCGGACACUAUAUAAGACAGUACUAGCACGCUUCACAUUGGUCAUUAGUCUGAUGAAGGUGACAAUGUAGUCAUCGAAACAACACACUCUUAAAUAUUAUAUUAGUUGUGUCAUAUGACUUCUAUCAUAUAGUAUAACUAUCUUUCAAUAACGCCAAAAUCUAACGAAAAUACAUCGUACUGCUGUUACGUCCUUCUAGGACACGUACGUGAUACCAAGGACCGAUACAAGUACUUCAAACAGUUUCAUAAUUUCAAUCAAUAUUAUGUUUAAGAGAAAACGUCGAGCAUGUGUGUUUGAAUCAAAACGGGGCAUGUAUGUCAACCGGCAUUGUUUUAUUUACAAGAUAUUGACACAUUUCAAUUCAAAUAACAAUCUGUGGAUAGGACAGUAGCGCCAAAAUCCCUAUCAUUCACAUAUUACUUUACACCGUUGUGCUUCGGGGGAAAUUACUUUACAACUAUUAAACACAGUAUUGGAAUUUGAUUUUUCUUCUGAAAAAAACUGUUGAUGUUGAUUAUUAAUGAAUGUAUUCCAGUAUUCAGUCUAAUAUUGCAUAUUUGUUCGCGUGGAUUUCGAUAAUUUCCUCUGGAAAACUUGAAAGAAAUAUUCAAAGUAUACAAUUUAUCUACCAUAGCCAAGCUGAAAUCGUAGUAAAACGUUUCCUUUCCCUGAAAUACGAUAUUCAAUCAAAUGACCCUCCUUGACACAAUCCAGCCCGUCUGUCACGGAAAUCGUGAAAUAAACAUUGACAUGUAAACACCGUAGAUUUGGGAAACAGGGUUUUUUUUUUUUUUUUUUUUUUUUUGGAAAUUAAGAAUAAUGAAAAUGAACUACCGUAUGCUCUUUAUCACACAGCUUAGUAAUCGUUACUUGGUACGUAAAUGCUGAAGUAUGAUUGAAGAAGGUGAAGUGAUUUAUUUUUAUAUAGCUAUAUCAGAUCGAUUUCACCAAUAUAUUUCUUGGUAUAUAAAGAAAAUGCAUCAUGAUUAUGAUUCAAUAUGAAAUUAAACAUAAUAUUGAUUAACGUCUUUAUUUGGUAUGCUCUUCAAUGAACUGGUCCUAGUAUGAAACCAAAAACUGCACCUGGCUCUUAUGGGUAUGUGAAAAGUCUGUUCGAAGACGGUGUCACCAAAAUCAAGAAAGUCUUAAAUCAACCAAGUACUCAAUAAUCACCUAAACAUGUUUCACCGUGACUAGUGUCGUGUGUUUUAGGACAUAAACUAAAGUGACUUUUCAACAAAAUACUUUCUUUCGACAAUCUUGGAAUAGAAAGAAUCCCUCAUUUUGAGAGAAUAAAGCCACUUCUUAACUUUCAAAUGAGAUGGUAAUAAAUGCUAAAUUUUGUAUAUGCAUAUUUUUCGGUAGAAAAGGAGCAAUGAUAUUCUGUUUCGGAAAAUAUUGCCAAUUAUUUAGAUACAUGUAAAUUUGUUUUCUUGGAUUAUAAAUAUUCAAUGAAAUGUAAAUUCUUUGCUUUGAGGAUGGAGCAGAGACCGUUCUAUCUGGUAAAAUAACGGGUUGAUAUAUGUCAUUAUUACUUAAAUAAAACUGGCUUAAUAU